GUUUCAUUUAGAGUGCAAUUUGUAUACACAUUCAUCCCCUAAAAUAAUCUCUUAAGGAUUUGUUUCCUUUUUAUCUCUUCUUUAAGCUUUCGUUUCUCUCUCAAAUAUAAAGUUUCUUGGCCAUUUUUUAGUUUUAUUAUUCAUAUCUCAAUUCAAAAAGAUUCUUCCUUUUUGUUUUCCCUCAGAUAUUUCGUAAUUAGUUACUUCUAAAUCUUGAUUUUUGAGAGUUCAAUAAUUUUAGGUUCUUUGUUCUGAACGAAGACAAGUAAAGGCUUCUGGAGUGUCUUUCUUGUGUUUAGUCCGGUCUUAUACAUAACCAACCACUCCCAAGGAGCGGGAGGUUUGGGAUUGAUGAUAUCAUUUGCCAAGGAUCUAUGAUUUUCCAAUGUCAUGAAGAAGAGAGAGUUUGCUAAGUUUAAAGACUUAUGGAGACCGGUACAAGCAUUGACAAGAAUGGCUAUGAAGGAAUCAAGAACGGUUCGUGGUUUAGCCAGUUUCGUAAUGGCUACAAUCCAUGGAUGGCUAGAUAUGUAUACGGUCUGAUAUUCCUCUUGGCAAAUCUGUUGGCUUGGGCCUUGCGCGAUUAUGGCCGAGGUGCCUUGACCGAAAUGAGAAAAUUCAAGAAUUGUAAAGAAGGUGGAGAGUGUUUGGGGACGGAAGGAGUUUUACGAGUUAGCUUGGGAUGUUUUUUGUUCUAUUUUAUUAUGUUUCUUUCAACCGUUGGCACAUCAAAGACGCAGUCGUCCAGAGAUAAAUGGCAUUCAGGAUGGUGGUUUGCUAAGCUUUUCAUGUGGCUUGGCUUAACCAUCUUCCCUUUCUUGUUGCCUUCAUCCAUUAUUCAGCUUUACGGGGAGAUUGCCCAUUUUGGUGCGGGGGUCUUUCUUCUUAUUCAGCUCAUUAGUAUCAUUAGUUUCAUUACAUGGCUCAAUGAAUGUUUCCAAGCUCAAAAAGAUGCAGAAAGAUGCCAUGUCCAUGUGAUGCUACUAGCGACUACUGCGUACACCGUGUGCAUAUUAGGGGUUAUUUUGAUGUACAUUUGGUAUGUGCCUGAUCCAUCAUGCCUUCUUAACAUAUUUUUCAUCACAUGGACUUUGUUCCUCAUCCAACUCAUGACAAGUAUCUCUCUCCACCCCAAAAUAAAUGCUGGAUUCUUGACUCCAGCACUUAUGGGGCUUUAUGUUGUGUUUAUCUGCUGUGAGCCAGUAGGAGAAACUUGCAAUAGAAAAGCCGAAGGUUCUAGUAGAACAGACUGGCUUACCAUCAUAAGCUUUGUUGUUGCACUGCUUGCAAUGGUAAUCGCGACAUUCUCCACGGGAGUAGAUUCACAAUGUUUCCAGUUUAGAAAAGAUGAGAAUCAUGAGGAAGAUGCAAUUCCUUACGGAUACGGAUUCUUCCAUUUUGUGUUUGCUACCGGAGCAAUGUACUUUGCAAUGCUACUUGUUGGCUGGAACAUACACCAUUCCAUGAAAAAGUGGACCAUUGACGUUGGGUGGACAAGUACUUGGGUAAGGAUAGUAAACGAAUGGCUCGCGGUUGGUGUUUACAUUUGGAUGUUGGUGGCUCCAAUGGUACUGAAAAGUAGACAAACAACAUGAGAGAUCACUACAGAGAGAUUUUUGUCACCUCUCGUUUCAUCUCGGUAUUGUGGAUCUUGUCGAAAAAUAGAAUAGAAGAUUAAGAUUGGAUAACUGUGUGAAAUCAUCAUAUAUUUGUACUUAGAUUGUUUAGGAUCAAAGAAAGAUGGAAACAAAUAUAGCUAUAGAUUAGUA
This is a messenger RNA of Arabidopsis arenosa, 1769 nucleotides long. The record is from the annotation of a GenBank genome assembly. NCBI's taxonomy places the organism in Eukaryota, Viridiplantae, Streptophyta, Magnoliopsida, Brassicales, Brassicaceae.